CACUGCCAUGGAAAGAAGGGAUCCAGGAAAGAAAGACCCUUCCCUGAGAUGGGGCUUUCAUUUUAGAGCUCUUUAUGCUGGACAGGGCAGAUGUUAUUCCUGUUUCACAGACGGGGAAGCUAAGCCUGGAAGCUCCAACCCCAGGAGGAACCUACCCAUCAACCUGAACCAUUAUGCCACCAAGAAGAGCGUGGCAGAGAGCAUGCUGGACGUGGCUCUCUUCAUGUCCAAUGCCACACGGCUGAAGGCCGUGCUGGAACAGGGGCCCUCCUCUCAUUACUACGCCACCCUGGUCACCCUCCUCAGCAUCUCUCUGCUCCUGCAGGUGGUCAUCGGAAUCCUCCUCAUGGUCAUUGCGCGGCUGAACCUGAACGAGGUGGAAAAGCAGUGGAGACUCAACCAGCUCAACGACGCCACCACCACGUUGGUCUUCAUCACAGUGGUCAUCAACGUUUUCAUCACAGCCUUCGGGGCACAGAGGACUGGGUUCCUGGCUGCCAGGGCUUCAAGGAAUCCUCUCUGAACACAGCCUGGGACCCAGGUACAGGCCCUGGACCUGCCUCUGCCUCCUCCCUCCUUCACCUGCCAGGCUGACGGGCACUCUCCACAGCCCCUGGCAGAGCUUCUCGAAGGGCAGCGUAGAAGCCCUUGCUUCCUACCCACAGCACCUGAUUCAGAUGUGAUACUUUACUGGUCUAAGUGAACUCCAUCUUGGUCUGGAGUCCUGAGCUCAUGCUCAGGUACUGGCAACCUUUCCCCCCUGGCAGCAUCUCCUGGACCUAAGGC
Molecule: messenger RNA, 786 nt
Organism: Galeopterus variegatus (Sunda flying lemur)
Lineage: Eukaryota; Metazoa; Chordata; Mammalia; Dermoptera; Cynocephalidae
Gene: NINJ2
Product: ninjurin 2
Exons: 5
Coding region: 8-523 (171 amino acids)
Biological process (GO): cell adhesion; tissue regeneration
Cellular component (GO): membrane
Source: RefSeq, a predicted model, not a curated record